AUGGCGGACCCGAGAUUUAAAAACGAAGAAGGUGGAAACAGCAGACCCAAGUACAACCUAGACAAGAUAGAUUUCGACUGGGUUGAAAAGUCAACUGAUGUUAAAGAGCUAUUGAAAGCUCACGAUGCCCUUAAGGACGAUGCUGGGUUCCCAGAUCUCUUGAGAGCUGUAAGCAAGAGAAUUAUAUUGCUUGAUCCGAAAUAAAGAGGCAGAGUAGGCAAUUCAAGAGUUAGUGUUGAAGACGAGCAGAUAGCUGCAAAAGACAUUGCUGAUUUCUUAAAUGAUAUCUAGAAGCUUGACAGCAAACUUAGUGCUGGAAGUUAACAAAAUGAUGAUGGUGCCAUAUUUUCAAGAAGUGGCUAAUAAGAUUUGAAUCGAAAAUUUGCUGAAGAAAUAGAGAGAAAAAAGUAAGCAGAGCAUGAAAGACUAAAGGGAAAUGAAUUUAUGAAGUCAAAGGAGUAUAAAGAGGCAUUAGAUUGCUAUACAAAGAGUAUUGAUAUGUUUCCUGAUGAUGCAGCUACAUAUUCUAACAGAGCACAAGUGCAUUUAAUGUUAAAGGAGUACUCUAAAGUUAUUGAAGACGCUAAUAAAGCACUUUAAAUAUAGCCAGACUACCUGAAAGCUCUUCACCGUCGAGGUAAAGCCUUCUAGGCAGUCAAUAAGACUGAAUUGGCCAUCAAGGAUUUCCAAAGAAUUCUUGAGAUCGAGCCAAAUAAUAAAGAGGCUAUGAAGAACUUGAAGGAAGCAAGAGCAUCAAAGGAUCACAAGAAAUCAUCUACUGCACCAAAGGAAAAGACAGUUCUAGAAGAGAUUAAAGAAGAAGUAGUUGAGGAAAAACAAGUUGAGCAGCCAAAGAAGGAAGACAAGUUUGUUAGAGUAGCCAUUUAGGAGGAAAGUGAUGAUGAAGAGUAGGAAGAGGUGAAAGUAGAGAGUACCUCUAAAGUUCAAGCUAAUGCCGAAUCAGACAAAGAAAAUUAAUCAAAGAAAUCUAAUAUUGAAGUAGUCAACUCCCAAGAAAAUGAUACUUGGUGGAAAGAGAAUAACUAAAAGCAAUAAGAACAGAUUAAAGAGCAAACUAAAGAAGUUUCGGCAUAAAAAUAACCAGAAGAGAUUCCACAAGUUAAAAUUGAAGAAGUCUAAGCAUCUUAGUUUAAAAGAAUUCCAAUAUAAGAGGACGAUGAUGAUGCUGAUGACGAAGAAGAGGUUAGACUAGUAAAUCCAUAUGUAGAAUAAAAUAAACCAAUUAUUGAAGAAAAAAAAGAAGAGCCCAAAAAGGUAGAAUAGAAGUCAGUAGAAGAGCAGAAAAAAGAAGCUCCAAAAGAAGAUCCAGAGGUGAAAGCUAAGGCUGAUGAGAAAAUUAGACUUGAAAAAUUAAUAAAAGAAAUUGAUCAAAUCAAGGAAGAAGCCUCAGCUGAAUAUAAAAGAGGAAUGUAUGAUGAUGCAGUAAAGGUCUUCGAGAAAGCUGCGGAUUUGGCUGAGAAAAACUUGUCUCAGUAUAAGUAUUACAAAAAAGAUAUAAUUGAGAGAGAAGCGACUAUAUUCAAUAAUAUAGCUGCUUGCUAUAAGUAAGGAUAGCAUAACAAGAAAGAGGUUGAAUACUGCUCUAAGGUCAUUGAAAGAGCACCAUAUAUUAAUGACAUUACCAUUCUAGCAAAAGCAUAUCUAAGAAGAGGUUUUGCUUAUGAGCAUCUUGAGAAAAUUGCUGAUGCCAAGGAGGACAUGAUUAGAGUAAAAGAAAUUCAACCAAAUAAUCAGCAAGCAUCAUAAGCAUUAACUAGAUUAAAUAGAGCCCUUUAAGAUGCUAAUAAGGUUGAUAUCUCCGAUUAUGAACUAAAGAUUGCCAAGACCAAGGAUGCAGGAAACGCCUUAUUCUAAUAGAAAAAAUUCAACGAGGCAAUAGCUAAGUUUUCUGAAGGCGUUGAUAUCUUCCUUAAAAACCCAGACUAACUUAAGAAAGAUAAAGACAUUAAAUUGAAGGUGACUUAAAUCUAUACCAAUAGGUCACUAUCUCAUCAUCAAUUAGGAAAUCAUUAAAAAGCCUUUGAAGAUGCUGACUAUGUACUCAAAAAUUUAGAUUAGGUUAAUCCAAAAGCUCUCUUUAGAAGAGCUAUUGCCAAUAAGAGUUUUGAGAAGUAUGAGGAUAGUGUAAAGGACCUUUAAAAUUUAUUCAAAUAAGAUUAAACAAAGGCUGAUAUUAAAACUGAACUUGACUAGUGUAUGAGACUACUAGUUGAGUAAAAUAAAGCUAAAAAGGAGUAAUAGUAGCAGCAAGUCCCAACCAUUAAGGAAACCAUUAAGGAGUCAGUAAGUAAUGGCUAAAAAAUCUAAGAAAUCUCCUCUAGUAUUAAUGAUUUAUAAGAGCAGAUAAAAAAGGCUGAAGAAGAAAGUAAAAAUCAAGAAAAAAUCGCUAAAUAACUCGAAGAGGAAGUUAAGAAGACAAGCUCUGCUUUGCCAAAAAAGACAAAGAAUCUUAACCAAGAAGUAAUUGAUAAGGCUGCUGACAUUGCUACUUAAUAAACUAACAAAAAUUUAAUAAAAGCUGUACCAAAGACUGCUGCUGGUUUUGAAACUGAUUAUAACUCACUCAAGAAAGAACCUUAAACUUUCUAUCAAUAUGUCAAAAAUAUACCCUUCACAACGAUUGAGAAUUUCUUCAAGAACUGUGAAAUUUCAGCAGAAUUAUUUGCUGCUAUUGUAAGAGUACUAAGUGAGUAUGGACUCUCUGAAGACAUCAAACACUCCGCAUAAUUGAUAAAGAGUUUAGCCAAAGCAUCAAGUUUUGAUAUGACUUUAAUGUUUAUGGACAGCAAAGAGAAGAAUGAUCUAAAGUAAAUCAUUAAUGCCAUUAAGAACUCAAGUGAAAUAGAAAAUGACCUUGUCAAGGAAAUAGUAAAAAUAUACAACUUUUGA
Stylonychia lemnae is the source of this 2910-nucleotide messenger RNA. Lineage: Eukaryota; Ciliophora; Spirotrichea; Sporadotrichida; Oxytrichidae. The record is from the annotation of a GenBank genome assembly.